AAAUCAACCUUCUUGCUUUAUCAGUGGGCAAGAAACCGGUUCAUCAGUCAUACGAGCUGGACAAAUAGCUAGCUAUAUGAGGGUCAUUUAUUUCGACCGACUCAAAUGUUACAUGAUUGACAGCUAGCUAACGCGUUAGCAGCUAGGUGGAUGACAAGCUAGCGAUGAUCGUGGUUUUAUUGUUUGCCCUGUCAAAACCGUUAUUUUUAGCCAGCUAACGUUAACUUUUGCAUAUUCUGUCAAUCAUCGAGAUCAACCCAAAUGGCAGAGAACUGGCAGGACGCGACCUGUCAACAGGUCAAGUUGAUAGCAGGUCGCCUGAAUGAGCUUCUUUCCACUGGCCUAGACCUCUUGCACUCAGAACUCGGGGUGGAUUUUGGAGUGAAGCCCGAGAUUCCGCCAUGGUUGAUCUUCUUAGCAGCGUGCAUUGGGCUCGUGCUAAUGGUGGCUAUGUGGGCCUCCGCAUGUCGCGGGCUCUUCAAGAAGCGACCGACCAUAGUUGAAGUUGAGGCCAUGGAAAGCACUAAACCAGCUACUAUCAAGACGGCAAAAGCAGAGGAACCGAAGAAAAAGAAAAGGAAACCUACAGAAAAGAAAUCACAGCCAAAUGGUAGUUUAGUUGCUGAGCUACAAGAGGAAGUCAGAGUGACUGAAGAAGACAACCUGCCAGUAGUGCCACAUCAUUCUCAAGUCAAGACAGAAAAGGCUUCUGAGGUAAAGAAUACAAAGAAGAAGCAGAAACAGGCAGUAAAGGAGGCUAAGACGGCUUCUUCUCAUGGCAAGGAAUCGGAGGAAGUAUCAGGCACCUGGGAGACCAAGGUCAGUAACAAGGAGAAGCGUGAGCAGCGCCGUAAAGACAAGACCACCGGUGACGGCUCAGGGAGCCCUGGAGGAGUGGAUCCUCUGCCUAGUACUCCUCCCACAGAGUCAACCAAAGUCAGCCCCAAAGCUGCAAACCCUGGGUCUGUCUCUGAGAAGAAGGAAAAGAAGAAGAAAGGAGAAUCCUCCAAAACCAAAGCAGAGAAAGCAGGUGCCGUUGCUGCUGUUGCCGUAGGCAGACCUCAAGCUAUCAGCAGCGAGGAGGCUCCGGUAGUGACUGGAGGAUGGACUGACCGGGCUGUGACGGCCCCAGCCCUUACCAUUGUUCCUGAUAAGGAGCACUGGACCACUUCUGAGAGCAAUCAAGACACCACUGUCUGGGGGCACGAGACUGAAAGAAAUGAUAGUACAGUGGAACCCCAGCUGCCGUGUCCCAGCCAGCCAGACGAGCCAGACGAGUGGUCUGGUCUGAAUGGUGAUGGGUCUGCUGCUGCAGCAGACGGGUGCUCUGACUGGAAUGCCCCAGCGGAGGUGUGGGGGAACUAUGAGGAACUCCCUGCUCCAGUAGAGGCUGCCCCCCCUGUCCUCGAGGAGUCCCUGCCAGAGACGGUCAAGCAAGUAUCUGAUGAAGAGAGAGAAAAGGCGGAGCCUGCCGCUGAUGGAACUGGUAAAUUGAAAAAGAAGAAGAAGAAGAAGAAGAAGCAAGCUGAAGAUGAUGUAGUUACUGGCCAGGAGUCAGAGGAGCGAAGUAAAAAGGUUGUUGCUGAGGCCAAGGUGAAGAAGCAGCCAAUCCAGGAGCCUACUGCUCCUGCUGUCAAUGUUGCUGCUGUGAAGGCAAGAGUGGAGCAACCAGUUGUGGUUCAGAACACAGCCCCCAUCACACAAGUGCCACCCCAACCCGCAGAGACGGAGCCUACUGCCAAGCAGAACAGUCUACCUGCUCCAACACAUAAAAAACCUGAAGAGAGCCAGCCUUCCAAACCAGUGAUGAAGAAGAAACGGGCAAGAAGAGAAACAUGAGUUGGAGUCAUGAACAUUAUAUGCAAAAUACUUUGGAUAAAACAGCUGUUUAUGCAACAUAUAAAUACUUCCCCUUUUAAAAACGGAAAUAUCAAACUUCUAAGUUCUGACCGGCCAGCUUCAUAUCCAAAAUACAGCCUGGUCAAGCAGACUGGAUCUAGAUGAACUGUAAAGCUAAAUUCUGCGAUUCUGAUCAAUAUCGUAGUGUGGGCACACAUGAACUGUUUUCCAAUUCCAAUGAAUCAUUCGAACGAUCAUGUUUGAUGAUUAGACAUCUAGAAAAUGAAUAAUAAAUCCUGAUUUAAUAGUGAUUGGGAUGUUGUGGCUUUGAGAUUAUUAUAGAGGAAGAGUCAGCCGAGUCACGUUACUGGCCUUUAUUCUGCAGUCUUUGUUUGCUGUUUAUAUCGUUAACCAUAUUGGUGCAGUGACUCCUGCUCAAAAGGUCAAGUCCAACACUACAAGGUUGUGUUCAAUAGGGCACAUGGUAGCGAACCGUUUUGAAAGGGAAAAACUAAAUAAGCGAUUGCUAUCUGACAAGUCCAGGUAGUCCUCCCUGUUUCAGUCAAUUUUGUACUGUUUGGUGUCUCAUGAAAACGACCCAAGGGAAUCAUGUUUAGCAUUUGGAUGCAGGUGGUGUUAGUGGUAUCUCUACUAUUCUGCUGUACAUGGAAAAUACAUACUUUCAGUUACUUGCUGUUAUUUUGAUAAUCAGUGUUGUGCUCAGACUGUGUAGUUGCUUCUACCAUUGAUGGCUGUUGUCCUGUCCACCCGUGGUUGAUGAUUCAAAAGUCCUCAACCUUUUGUAACCUCUUUGUAAUGAAACCGCUUCAAGCCAUAUGUAAAAAAUAAAAAGGCCCUUUUCUAUAUUUGAUUUGUCUUUUAUAUUUCUAUAGUUUUUUCCUAUUAAUCAGUUACCUCUUAUUUUUCUCUUUCUUUUGAGCAACUGAUUGGUGUUUAGUCCUGCUGUAGACAGGAUGGUUUCAAACUGCUUUAAUCAAUUAUGUAUUUGUAAUGAUGCAGUAAUCAGGAAUACAAUUUGAUGCCUUAGUUGGUUGGGUAAUGUAGGCAUGUGCUCUACCAACCGUUUUAAUGUGCUGAUUGUGUCCUAUGUUGGACCAUGUUUAUUCUGCACCCUGAAUCUUUCUCCACUUGUCUUUCUUCUUCUGGAAAUGUAACAUGUGAAUUGCUUCCAUUUUUCCUGAUUGGGGAUAGUAAUGUCUCGGUUGAAUUAUUUAAAUCAAUGUGUUUGAUACUUGUCCUUUACCUCUGUCUUUAUUGUCAGAAUGUUCCAAAUGCAAUAGAAUCAUAUGCCCUUUGUGUGAAUUUCUACCAUAAAGAUCAUAAAGGCA
This is a messenger RNA of Oncorhynchus mykiss (rainbow trout), 3188 nucleotides long. RefSeq names its product protein LYRIC. Gene Ontology annotation, biological process: negative regulation of apoptotic process; regulation of transcription by RNA polymerase II; positive regulation of canonical NF-kappaB signal transduction. NCBI's taxonomy places the organism in Eukaryota, Metazoa, Chordata, Actinopteri, Salmoniformes, Salmonidae. Gene Ontology annotation, molecular function: transcription coregulator activity. Gene Ontology annotation, cellular component: nucleus. The record is from RefSeq and is a predicted model, not a curated record.